AUGGGAGACGCGAACAAGGAGUGCACAGUCAGGCUGCUGAUGGACUACCUGGAGUACUGCGCCCGCGAGCCCGGCACCCCCGCGCGGGCGCCGUCCACGCCCGAGGCCGCCGUGCUGCCCGUGGCCGCCCGGAUACAGGAGACCAACCUGCACUACUUGUCCCAAUGCCGCGGCUUCCGCGGGAACCGCGUCGAGCUGGUGGCCUGGAUGGCGCAGGAGCUACUCGCCAACAACCGUGGUGGCCCCAGCUGGGGCCGCGUGGCAGCGCUCGUGACCUUCGCGGGGACGCUGCUGGAGAGGCCGCCGCCGGGGGCCCGUAGGCGGAAGAAGACGGAGAAUGAAGACGUUAGCAGGCACUGCCAGUUCCUGGUGGCCUUGCUGUGUGCUCAGCUCUUCGGACGGCAAGGUCCUGUGUUUUUGCCAGGAGUAUUCCAACUCUUUGAGUUCUUUUGCUACUGGGAAUAGAAUCUGGAGAGGAUGUUUUGCCUUCCCAGAGGGAGCCUGCCUUGAAGAGAAGAGCUCACAGGACAGAG
This is a messenger RNA of Balaenoptera acutorostrata (minke whale), 533 nucleotides long. It is a transcript of the gene BCL2L10, whose product is annotated as BCL2 like 10. Gene Ontology annotation, biological process: regulation of apoptotic process. The record is from RefSeq and is a predicted model, not a curated record. Lineage: Eukaryota; Metazoa; Chordata; Mammalia; Artiodactyla; Balaenopteridae.